Messenger RNA from Panonychus citri (citrus red mite), 2183 nucleotides. RefSeq names its product pantetheine hydrolase VNN2-like. The record is from RefSeq and is a predicted model, not a curated record. Bases 585 to 2111 code for a protein of 508 amino acids. The transcript is spliced from 4 exons. NCBI's taxonomy places the organism in Eukaryota, Metazoa, Arthropoda, Arachnida, Trombidiformes, Tetranychidae.
AAAAAAAAAUUUUCUCUUUUAUUUUGAUUUGAUUUCUCUUUGUGAUUUGUUAAUUGUUUUCUUUUGCUAAUUGACAUUCAUCUAAUCAAAGUGAUUAGUUGGUGAUAUGAAACACGGAAGCGUUUAUGUUAUUAAUAUGUGUGUGUAUUUAAUUUUGGUUCAUCAUCCAUGUUAGUUGUUAAAUUGUUGUUAAUUUAGCUCAUAUUAUUUUUCUAGAGGUUAACUAAGUUUAAUUUACAGAGUCUGCUCGUAAAUGAUCAAGGAUAAUCAAGAAAAUGAUAGAGAGAAAGGAACGUCAAUACAAUAAUCUCUCUUGCAUAGAGACGUGAUAUGACUCCAUUGGAUAACAAUGUCAACAACCUUGGAUUGACCUGAUUUUUUCUCUUUUUAUAGAGAAAUGACUUGGCUUUCAUUAGAAGAUUUUUUUUCUUCUUCCUUCAUCAUAAUCAUCAUCGUCAUCAUCUUCACAUCUUUUUCUUGUUGUUGUUCACUUUCGUCAUCAUUCUCGAUAUCAUAAUCAUCAUCAUCAUCAUCUCCUUUUUUGUUCUCUCCCCUCUUCUCAAUUAAUUUCUCAUCUCAAGCAUAUGUACUUUUCAUGGUUGAUGAUCUUAAAUCUAACGAAUGGACUCAUUUCUGGACUAAUUUACAAAGUAAUCAUCACCUUUUGGUUUCUCAUUGGAUUUCCAUCUAAUCAACGUAAUGAUCAAUCAUUUGAUUCACCAACAUUUCGUGCUGCUGUUUAUGAAUAUCAACGAUUCAGUCAAAAAUCAUCAAUCAAUCAAUUUAAUGUCAAAAGGGUUAACUUGAAAUCUUAUGCAAAAGCGAUUCAAGUAGCUUCUUAUCAUGGUGCCGAUUUAAUCGUUUUCCCUGAAUCUGGUCUAUUCGGUGCCAUUAAUCGUACCGUGGCUUCACUUAAUUAUGAAUACAUUCCGAACGCUAAUGAAUCAAUCACUCCUUGUAUUGAUUGGAAUGGCCAAUCAUCAAUUGAUUCCCUGUGUGUCCAUUCAUUAAGUUGUCUUGCCAGAGGUUUCAAGAUUUACGUUGCCGCCAUUUUGGGUGAAAAGGUUAAUUGUUCACUUUCAAAUGAUCCAAAUUGUCCAGAUCAUGGUCAUUAUUUAUUUAACACUCAAAUACUUAUUGAUUCAACGGGAAAAUUGAUUGCUAAGUAUCAUAAGUAUCAUCUAUUUUUUGAGCCAAUUCAUAACAUUCCCGUUGAACCUGAAGUGGUCACCGUUUCAACCCCUUUUGGUAAAUUAGGAUUUCUUAUUUGUUUUGAUAUUAAUUACUUACAGCCUGCUUUCAAUUUGAUUAAUAAUCAAUCGGUUGAUACCAUUUUAUUUGGUGCUCAUUGGACUGAUGAGCUUCCCUUUCUUAAUGCACAUCGAGUUCAAUCAGGCUUUUCAAUUGAACAAAAUGUCAACCUUUUGGCCUCUGGAAUCAAUGAUUUACCUUUAGGUGCCGUAGGUUCAGGCAUCUAUCAGGCUGGGAAAGGUCCAAUUGUUUACACUGCUGAUAUAAUGAAAGGAGGAUCUAAAUUGUUAAUUGCUGAUUUACCCAAAUCAAGACAUGAAAAUAGAUCAAUAGAUUCAAGAACUGGAUUGGUUAAAAUAAUUGAACACAAUAAGAUUGAUGAAUCAGAUCAUUUACCUUACAAACCAUGGACAUUGGAACUUGAUUUAUUUAAUUAUACCAAAUUAACCCAACAAUCAGACAAUAUUGUCUCCUGCAGUGAAAAAAUUUGCUGUCAAGUUAAUUACUCAAUGACAAAAUCAAGCUUUCCAAUGACUUACUAUCUAUUAGUUAAGAGAUGGAUUCGACCAACAACCAAAAUUUGUGAACAAUUUUGUGGAUUAGUAGCUUACAAUUUAACCGAUUAUGCUUAUAUUACAACUCAAUUGUUUAAUCACUUACAAUUAACUGGUAACUUUACAAGCAAUCAAAUUAUCCCAAGUGUAGUGACCAAUAAUUUUCAAUUAAUCUCAAAAUCAACUUGGACUUACAUUCACAAAGACAAUGUUGCAACAAUUAAUCUAGAUAAUAACGAUCAACCCUUACUUGGAGUAACAUUGUACAGUCGCUGUGAAAAAGAUGAUCAACCGAUCAACAAUUAGUAAUCAAAAUUUAAACCUUUGAUUUACUAAAAAAAUUUCCCAUUAAAUGGUUUUAAAUUGUUACAUUUGUAA